CAUGCGCAGAGAUCUUUGUCACCUGCAGGAAAUCACAAACGAACAGGGAAGUCAGGCCCUCAGGACUGGAUGUUGGACUGAAAAAAAUAAAACCAAGCAGUUCACUGAUAGAUAGUUGACGUGUCCUGUUGCUCUCGGCGUGCCAAGAUGUUUAAAAAACUUAAGCAGAAGAUAAACGAGGAGCAGUCGCCGCAGAGGAAUGCGCAGACACCACAGCAGCAGGCCCAGAUGGGCAGCGGAGAGCGGCGCAGCAGCCAGACACCGCCUUUCCAUCAUGACGGCUCGCCCUCUCCCAGUGACAGACAGAUGCUGGCCGGGAUGAUAGCAGAGCCCGCUUUUCUCUCUGAGUAUACUAUCUUUGCUCUGGACCAUUCAAACCGACCCAAAACGGCCCAGGUAGCCAGUGUGGUGAGUUUGUCCUCACUUCCUGCCUCCUUCUCCUCCUGCUCCUCCUUCUCCUCCUCGUCCUGUCCCGUUCCUUCCUCCCGUCUUCUGCGCGUUUGGGGAACCGUUAGAGGACUGUGGCUCAAGUAGGGACAGCUUGUUCCCUGGUCCUGUUUGCUUUGGAUUUAGCAUUAAGAAGGCAUCUCACACAAUAACACGACCCUGCAUCUAAUGGGAGAUGUGGUUUAUAUUGUGGGUUAGAUUCUUCUGUGCGUUGUUUCCUGUGUUUGUUCAUUGCCCAACCUUUGAGUUAUCUUAACCUGGUGAAACAUGAAAUACUCCCCCAGUGUCUUUUGGUAGUCUUAGUUGCUUGACUUUUAGGCCUCUUAACAUCCUGCUAUUUUGCCUUGUGGCCUUUGUCCCUUCUUUCUACAGGUCUGUUUAUUUGGAGAAUUGACAUUUUCUGUAUAGGUAUGAAUGUUAAAUUGAGCAGAACUCUUCCAAAUAAACAAACCGAGAGCGUUAUAUUUAUCCUUUUUAUUUAGUGCUAACAUUUUUUUUUGUUCUUGUGUAUGGUUUUAGAAGGAAUACAAGCAAUUUAAUCAUCAGAAAACCUUUACCAGCACUCAUGAGGUUGUUUGAAAAGUUGUUACUAAAUAUAUGCAGAAAAAUUGAAGGUUGCCUUAUUUGUAAGAUGACCCUCUUCUGUCUGAGUGACUCAUAAUAUUUCAGUGUUUAAUAUUACAUGCUUAGUUGGUAGACAAACAGUGUCCAGGAUGUGUAAAUGUGUAUAAAGUACAAAUAAAGAGCUGGCAGAAAGUUUAGUGCCAGCUGCUGGUGAGGACUGUGGUCUGUUUAGAAGACAAGUUUAGAAAAUGUCGCUUUAAAGUCUGAUUAUUUAAGAUAAAUGCCUGUUUUAACUAAUGACCAGCAUUAAAAAAUGCCUGCUGUAAGUUACUCAGACAUAUGCUGAGUUUGAAAAAUGACGUUUUGAUUUUAAGAAAUUUUUGUGCUGCAGGAAAUUGAGGUUUUGACAUUAAGGAUGCAUCCAUAUUUGUUCUUUUUUUCCGGCCAGUUUUUUUUUUUUU
Poecilia reticulata (guppy) is the source of this 1472-nucleotide messenger RNA. The record is from RefSeq and is a predicted model, not a curated record. NCBI's taxonomy places the organism in Eukaryota, Metazoa, Chordata, Actinopteri, Cyprinodontiformes, Poeciliidae.